This is a messenger RNA of Carica papaya (papaya), 525 nucleotides long. Lineage: Eukaryota; Viridiplantae; Streptophyta; Magnoliopsida; Brassicales; Caricaceae. The record is from RefSeq and is a predicted model, not a curated record.
GUUCUUAGAUCUAAUGUUUCUUUGCCGUUUGGCACAUGUUUAGCUGAUUGUGCAAAGCGCGACCCACAAGUGGGUGAAGACACUGAAAAGAACUUCGCAGAGCUCUUGACAGAAGAACUAAAACUACGCGAAACUGAGGCCCUAGACAAUCAACAACGUGCUGAUAUGGCUCUACUCGAGGCCAAGAAAAAAACCUCACAGUACCAAAAAGAAGCAGACAAAUGCAACUCAGGUAUGGAAACCUGUGAAGAAGCAAGAGAAAAGGCUGAAGCAGCACUAGUAGCACAGAAGAAGCUGACGGCUAUAUGGGAACAAAGAGCUCGCCAAAAAGGAUGGAAAGAAGGCGCAACCAAAUCUCAAGCUCGCUCCCAUGGAAAUGUCCAGGCUUCUUGAACCCCUGUAUAGACAAAAGGUGGGUCUUUGCAUGGUGAGAUAGUUCAUUGGCAAGCGUUUACAGCAGUCAGGAAAUUUGAUAAGUUGUUUUUAACAGUCUAAUUUAUUGAUGAAGGAUGAUAUUAAGGGUAA